AUGGUACAGAACAACAUGAUGAAGACCAUCCCUCCCUCCAGUGAUCAGAUGCUCUGGGCUGUAAGAAAGAACCAGUCUUCGACCAAUGCAGCAGACAGUGAGAUAGAUUCUUAUGCCAUCCAUUGGUUCAAUCUUGCUCCUGACCGUGGCGGUGGCCGGAAAGAGCGUUCAAGAAUCAAAGAGGCGUUAACUGAGGUUAGCUACGCUUCAGCUCAGCCUUUACUUAGUGAUAAAUUACAGUUCCCGUCCUUCCUCAGGACUGUCUAUAAUGCUAACUAUGAAGUUUUUGCACUUGCUCAACUGGUAAAGCACUUUAAUUGGACUUGGGUUGGUAUCAUUUCCUCAGAUAGUGACCUGGGAAGGUCAGGUAAUCAGUUACUAACUCAAGAGAUAGAGAAGAAUGGUGGAUGCAUUGCAUUUCAUGAAACACUUCCUAUAGUUAGUUCCAUGGCGUCCGUCUUUCGUAUUGUAGAUGUUGUCAAGAAAUCCAGAGCAACGGCGAUCAUUGUGUAUUGCACCAUAGAAAAUCUCAUCUCACUGAUGGAAGAGGCAUCUCUUCACAAUAUCACUGACAAAGUGUGGCUGGGUGGUACCAGUUGGACUAUAUCUUCUGACUUCCCUAGGAAAGAUAUUUUAAUUACCUUAAAUGGGAGCCUUGGAUUAGCGGCUCAAAAUGGGAAAAUACCUGGAUUUAAGGAUUUUCUUUAUAGUAUUCGUCCUUCAAUUUCAGAUGAUCUUUUAACAAAAACAUUUUGGGAGAAUGCUUUUCACUGUGUUUGGCCAGCAAAUGAGACAUUUCCAGCACUGCCUGAAGACAACAUUGUUUGGUGCACAGGAGAGGAGAGUCUGGACAGUAUUGAUCCCAAUAUAUAUGAUGUCUAUAACUUUAGGUUCACAUACAAAGUGCAUAAUGCAGUCUUUGCAGUAGCUCAUGCUUUGCACCAGAUGAAGAACUGUGUCCCAGGGAAAGGGCCUUUCAAGAAUGGAUCUUGUGCUGAUAUUUAUAACCACCGGCCUUGGCAGCUGCUUUAUUACAUAAAAAACGUUGACUUCAACAACACCGCAGGGGAACGAAUAUUUUUUGAUGCGAAUGGGGAUGUUCCUCUCAAUGUGGAUAUCUUAAACUGGCAGCUGUUCCCCAAUGGAAGCAAUGGGUAUGUGUCUAUUGGCAGCUUUGAUGCUGCAGCUCCAAGGGGCCAAGAAAUCAAGAUACAACACAACAAAAUUUUAUGGAACAGUGGACACAGCCAAAUGCCUGUGUCAGUGUGCAGUGACCCUUGCCCAAGAGGCCACAGAAGAGCCACACUUCAAGGAGAAAAGAUCUGCUGCUUUGAUUGCCUGCCGUGCUCUGAAGGGGAGAUUCUCAACCCACGUGAUGACAGUGAGUGUAUAAAGUGCCCAGAAGACAAAUGGCCUGAUAGCACAAAAGAAAAAUGCCUUCCAAAACCCAUUCAGUUUCUUUCGUAUGAUGAGAUAUUGGGUUCCUCUCUUGCCUGUAUUUCAGUCUUGUUUUGUUUGUUUACAUUUUCAGUGUUCUGCUUGUUUGUAGUAAAACGAAAGACCCCCAUAGUGAAGGCAAAUAACAGAGAGCUCAGUUACCUACUUCUCAUCUCCCUCAUGUUUGGUUUCCUGUGUUCCUUGGCAUUCAUUGGCAGACCCAACUUGAUAACAUGCAUGAUACGCCAGGUCAUGUUUGCUGUUAUAUUUUCCGUUUGCAUUUCUGUCAUACUAGCAAAGACUAUCACUGUCGUAAUGAUAUUUAGUGCUACAAAUCCAGACAGUAAGCUGAAAAAAUUGGUGGGCCUGAGAAUACCCAUUUAUAUUGUCCCAGUGUGUACCAUGGUUCAGAUAAUUCUAUGCAUUAUUUGGUUGACCAGUGCAGCUCCAUUUGCAGAGUUCAAUAUGGCAGCAGAAUUAGGGAAAAUAGUGAUUGAGUGCAACGAAGGCUCUAAGGUGUUAUUUUCAUGUGUCUUGGGGUACAUGGGUGUCUUAGCAGCUAUUAGUCUACUAGUUGCCUUUCUGGCUAGGAAGCUCCCUGACACAUUUAAUGAGACCAAGUUCAUUACAUUCAGUAUGUUGGUAUUUGCCAGUGUUUGGGUGACAUUUAUACCUGCUUAUCUCAGUACCAAGGGGAAACAGACGGUGGCAGUAGAAAUCUUUGCCAUUCUCUCUUCAAGUGCUGGGCUUCUUGUUUGCAUUUUUUUCCCAAAAUGUUAUAUAAUAUUACUGCACCCAGAAAUGAACAGCAAACAGUACAUCACAGGAAGGAAUGUUAGGUAUAGAGGCACAUGACUAUUACUGUGGGCCUCUAAA
Molecule: messenger RNA, 2313 nt
Organism: Xenopus tropicalis (tropical clawed frog)
Lineage: Eukaryota; Metazoa; Chordata; Amphibia; Anura; Pipidae
Product: extracellular calcium-sensing receptor
Exons: 6
Coding region: 1-2292 (763 amino acids)
Biological process (GO): G protein-coupled receptor signaling pathway
Cellular component (GO): plasma membrane; membrane
Molecular function (GO): G protein-coupled receptor activity
Source: RefSeq, a predicted model, not a curated record